This is a messenger RNA of Anisakis simplex (herring worm), 333 nucleotides long. NCBI's taxonomy places the organism in Eukaryota, Metazoa, Nematoda, Chromadorea, Rhabditida, Anisakidae. The record is from the annotation of a GenBank genome assembly.
AUGGCUCGAGACUACUAUGUAAGACCCCAAUUCCUUGACUACUUGAAUAAUUAUUUGAAAGACUUGAUAGAUACGACAAAGCAGUUCAAAGCGGACAUCAAAUCGACAGUACCGGAUGAAGAUAUUGUUAAGGAAGCUACGGAAGCGACUAGGCUUGAACUGCAGUUGGCGAUAGCGUCAGUCCCAAGAGCAUUACUUCGAAAUUACGAACAACAAUACAAUCCCUACAAAGUAAAGCAACUGAAAGAGGCGUAUCCUUCGAUUGGAUGGGAUGCGUACUUCGCCGCUCUUUUGGAAGGGGUCGGAUUGCUUUGCCAUUCUUGUUUCUAUUAG